This is a messenger RNA of Elaeis guineensis (African oil palm), 2476 nucleotides long. RefSeq names its product transcription initiation factor TFIID subunit 12b. The record is from RefSeq and is a predicted model, not a curated record. NCBI's taxonomy places the organism in Eukaryota, Viridiplantae, Streptophyta, Magnoliopsida, Arecales, Arecaceae. Gene Ontology annotation, cellular component: transcription factor TFIID complex; SAGA complex. Gene Ontology annotation, biological process: DNA-templated transcription initiation; RNA polymerase II preinitiation complex assembly. Gene Ontology annotation, molecular function: DNA binding; TBP-class protein binding; protein heterodimerization activity.
GCGUACCAUAUUUCCGUCCGGUGCCCGGCCCUCGUGAUUUUUGUUCGCGAACGAGUAACUCAAAACCACCGGCCGAGGGACGGUCCCCUUUCCUUCUCUUCCCCAUCCUCUGUGAUGCCCUUCAUCGAUCGCACUCCACCUUGACGGCAAUGGCCGAGAACUCCACCUCCUCCUCCCCUCAGAAGCCCCUCGGCACCCCGAGCGGUGGCGGUGGAGACCCCAUCCCCACCCCAAACACCCAAAACCCUAAUCUCCCCUCCCCCCAGAUCACCCCAUCCCCUUCCAUCAACGAGCUAUCGCAGAUCUCCUCCCCCCACAUCCCCCAACACCAGACCCAAAUCAACCCCGCCGCCGCCGCCGCCGCCGCCGCCGCCCUGGAUUAUGCUUCCAAGCAAUCCCUGCAGCCCCAAUCCCAACAGCAGCAGCAGCUCCAAGCCCAGCAACAACAGCUUCCGAGCCAGCAGCAGAGCCUGAUGCCAGGUUCCACGACCUUCCAGCUCCAGCAGAACCUCCUGAGAUCGGGGCCGAUGCCGAGGAUAAGCCAGCUUCAGCAGCAGUACGGCGCGGCGGCAGCGGCCAGCGCGAUGCGGCAGCACACCGGGAUGUAUGGCGGGCAGGUGAACUUUGGCGCGGCGCAGAUUCAGCAGCAACAGCAACAACCGCAGCAGCAGCAGAUGGCUGCUGCCGGACUGUCGAGGGCCGGGACAUUGGGGCAGGCCGGCCAGCUGCCAAUGCUGCCCGGGCAGACCGCUGCCCAUCUGAAUCUGCAGUCCCAGAUGCUCGCGCAGUUGCAGCCAAGGCAGAAGAUGGGUUUGGUCCAAGGUACACAGUUUCAUCCUGGUAAUUCAUCAGGACAGGCAUUGCAAGGGAUGCAAACAAUGGGGGUGAUGAAUUCGCUUGGUUUGAAUCCGCAGCUAAGAGCUAAUGGGCCUCUUUCUUAUGCUCAGCAACGUUUUGCCCAUGGGCAAAUGAGGCAGCAGCAGCUGUCGCAACAAACGGGUCUCACAUCUCCUCAGAAGCUACCUGGUCAAAGCUUACCGAGGACGACAUCAGUAGCAGCAAUGAACCCUCAGCUACCUGGUUUAACUCAAAAUGGGCAAUCAGCAUUGAUGCAGACUACCCUCUCUCAGCAGCAGCAAUGGCUGAAGCAAAUGCAGCCAUCAAUGGGUGCAUCAGUUUCUCCUUCUUAUCACCUUCAACAACAGCAGAGGCAGCAACAGGCCUUCUUGCCACAACAACUGUCUUCAUCUCAGCUGCAUCAAAAAGCCAUGGGCUUGACUCAACAGCAGAUCUCUCAACUGGCACAACAGCAGUCUCAACUGGGCACUCAGCAGCAGCAGCAAUUGCUGCAGCAGCAGCAGCAAUUGCUGCAGCAGCAACAGCAACAACAGCUGCAACAGCAGCAGCUGCAGCAGCAGCAGCAGCAGCUGCAGCAGCAGCAGCAGCAGCAGCUGCAGCAGCAAUCUCCAAGGAUGCCAGGGCCCGCACUCCAAAAGUCAUUAAGUAUGACUGGAUCACAACCAGAAACACCUGCAUCUGCCACAACUAUGACUGGUGGUAGUUCAAGUCAAGGGAUGGAAGCAACUAAUCAACUUCUUGGAAAGAGAAGGAUCCAGGAUUUAGCUUCACAGGUGGAUCCCCAAUGUAAGCUGGAUCCUGAAGUUGAAGAACUCCUUUUGGAGAUGGCUGAUGACUUCAUUAAUUCAGUUACCACAUUUGCAUGCAGUCUUGCAAAGCAUCGUAAGUCUUCAACAUUAGAGGCCAAGGAUGUAUUGCUACACCUAGAGAAAAACUGGAACUUGACCAUUCCUGGUUAUUCAAAGGAGGAGCAGAAUCAGCAAGGAAAAUCUGUACCUGUCGAUGUUCACAAGAAACGUCUGGAAACGGUCCGGUCAUUGAUGGAGUCCCAGCUGUCAGAAAGAGAUGUAAGUGUUGCCAAAGGAACAACAAAACAGGUUACAAGCGAUUCAGCUAGUGAUCAUCCAAUAAAAGCUUCACCAAGUUCAGAGCAGUUAUCCAAUUCGGCAAUUGGCUCGCAGAUGCUGCACAAAGUACACCAGUUUUAGCCGUUCUUUGCACUUACAUGCUCCCACUCCGUUGCUUUUUGCUAGCCAGACCAGUUAUGUAAAUAUCUUCGGUAGGUUUAGAUCCAUGUCUCUUUCAUGACUGUUUUAUGUUGUGAGCCUGAGCUGUCGGGUAGGCAUACCAUCCGACUCAACCAUGUGAGGCUUGGAAUAAGAUGUGCUUCAGUAGGUACUGGAAUAAGAGCGGCUUCAUGUGUCUUCAGCUAAUUUAUUCGAUCAGCUUUAUGUCAUAGAUGCUUCAAAUAAUCAAGAUAGGAAAAGUAUGUUUAUGUAUUAUUAUUAUUUUUUGAAUAGCCAUGUAUAAAUCUUAUAAUUAGCAAAAUAACAGGAGAAUAGCAAGAGCCCAUUAUGUUGAAAAGCUUGAGUAAAUUAUGCCCAUGUUGAGAUAAAAA